Molecule: messenger RNA, 4951 nt
Organism: Cygnus olor (mute swan)
Lineage: Eukaryota; Metazoa; Chordata; Aves; Anseriformes; Anatidae
Product: macrophage mannose receptor 1-like
Exons: 29
Coding region: 118-4077 (1319 amino acids)
Molecular function (GO): signaling receptor activity
Source: RefSeq, a predicted model, not a curated record
UUUCCUUAUUCAGAGUACAUCAGCCCUUUGACAGAGAGAAGGACUUGCACUAACCUCACUCAAAAGGAUUUUAUACACUACUUUUGGUAGAAGAAUGAAAGGAAAAUAAAAUUUGCAAUGACUCUCACCCAGUUCCUGUUUUUUCUUUACCUCAUGCAUGGUACAUUACAGUCACCGGAAACCUUUACAUUAAGAGGAAAUGCCAAUGGACAGCCUUGCGUAUUCCCUUUCCAAUAUGAAGGCAAACAAUACAAUGAGUGCACAGAUGCUGGUAGGUCAGAUGGCUGGCUGUGGUGUGCAACAACUGAAGACUUUGAUGCUGAUAAACUGUAUGGAUUUUGCCCACUAAUAAAUGACACAGAAAGAUUUUGGACAGAAGAUGUUUCAACUGGCAUUCACUAUCAGAUAAAUUCAGAAUCGGCUCUAACAUGGCACCAAGCAAGGAAAAGCUGUCAGCAGCAAAAUGCAGAACUAUUAAGCAUCACAGAGACACAUGAGCAAGCAUAUAUAGGAGAGCUAACUAAAAAAUUCAGUUUUGCAUUCUGGAUUGGAUUGAACACUUUGAAUUUCAACAGUGGAUGGCAAUGGGCUGGGGGCAGUCCUUUCAGAUAUUUAAACUGGGCUCCAGGAAAUCCUUUCUCAACCCCUGGGAAAAUCUGUGGGGUGAUGAAUCCCAGACAGAACGCUAAAUGGGAAAACCAAGCAUGUAACCAGAGACUUGGCUACAUUUGUAAAAAGAGAAACUUCAGUUCAAAACCUGACAGUAUACCCAAGGAGGAACUGAGACCUAUUAAAUGCACAGAUGGUUGGUGGCCUUAUGCAGGCUACUGUUACAGCAUUCAGAGAGAACCCAAAACAUGGAAGGAUGCUCUGACUUCAUGUAAGAGGCAAGAUGGAGAUUUGGCAAGUGUCCACAACAUUGCUGAGUAUAGCUUUCUAGUGUCACAGCUUGAUAACAAGCCAACAGUAGAGCUAUGGCUGGGUCUGAAUGACCUGAAGGCUCACUUCUAUUUUGAGUGGAGCGAUGGGACUCCUGUGACAUUCACCAGAUGGCAGCGCAGACAUCCCACCUACAUGAGUGGUCUAGAGGACUGUGUUGUUAUGAAGGGGCAGGAUGGAUACUGGGCAACUGAUAUUUGUGAUAAGCAACUUGGUUACAUCUGUAAAAAGAAGUCUUCGUCACAAUCUCUUGAAAAAGAGAUGAUCACAGACCCAGGCUGCCAAAAAGGUUGGAAAAUAUAUGGUUCUCACUGUUAUUUGGUGGGUUCUGCCCUUGUAACGUUCUCAGAUGCAAAUAAGACAUGUGAACAAAGUAAAGCUUAUCUAGCCACAGUGGAAACCAGAAAUGAGCAAGCCUUUCUGAUUAGCCUGACUGGGCUGAGGUCUGAAAAAUAUUUCUGGAUCGGUCUCUCUGACACAGAAGAACAAGGGACUUUCAGGUGGACCAGUGGUGAAGCUCCUCUCUUCACACACUGGAACUCAGCAAUGCCAGGAAAAGAACAAGGCUGUGUUGCCAUGGGAACUGGAACGAAUGCUGGAUUAUGGGAUGUCAUUAGCUGCCAGGAGACAGCAAAUUUUCUUUGCAAGCAGUGGGCAGCAGGAGUUCCACCCCCUGCUCCUCCUGCGCAGGUCCCUGCAGCUGCCUGCGCCGAGGGCUGGGACGGAGCCUCCCAGGGAGACUCGUGCUACAAGUUUUUUGUGAGGGAGGGAAACCUAAAGAAGUCUUGGUUUGAAGCUGAAGAAUUCUGUAGAGAAAUAGGAGGAAAUCUGGUCACUAUCAAUUCAAGAGAAGAUCAGAUUUUAAUAUGGCGGUUAGCAUUGGAUAAAGGAGUGCACAUGCAGGGGUUCUGGAUGGGUUUGUUUCUCUUAAAUCCUGAUGAAGGAUUUGCCUGGAUUGAUGGCUCUCCUGUAAUUUAUGAGAACUGGGAUAAAGAUGAACCCAACAACCAUGAAGAAAUUGAACAUUGCGUUAUGUUUAAUAGAUCACCCCAAAUGCGCUGGAAUGACUUGUACUGUGAACACUUACUUAAUUGGAUUUGUGAAACAAAAAAAGGUACACCGCUAAAACCUGAACCAAACUACAAGCUUGAAUAUCAAGCCACUGAUGAUGGAUGGAUUAUACAUGAGGAUAAACAGUAUUAUUUCAGCAAAGAACAUGUCCCUAUGGAACAAGCACGGAGAAUUUGCCAGAAGAACUUUGCUGAUCUUAUUGUCAUUGAGAAUGAAAGCAAAAGACAAUUUAUAUGGAAAUAUAUUAACACAAAAGAGAGUGGAAUAUUUCACGCAGUGGAAUCAUUUUUCAUUGGCUUAGUUGUCAGCUUUGAUCGUAAGUUCAGCUGGCUGGAUAAGACCCCAGUGAACUAUGUUGCCUGGGCUCCAAAUGAACCCAAUUUUGCAAAUAAUGAUGAAAAUUGUGUGAUAAUGUCAAAAGAUUUUGGCUUUUGGAAGGAUAUAAACUGUGCUUUGAAAAAUGCCUUCAUUUGUGAAAGGCACAAUUCAGCUUACUCAGGACUUGCUCCUACUGUACUUCCACCUUUGGGAGGAUGUCCUGAAACUUGGCUUUUGUUUCAUAAUAAGUGUUAUAAAAUAUUUGGAUCCAGAGAAGAAGAGACACUGACUUGGCAGUCUGCAAGAAGCGCUUGUAUAGAAUUAGGGGGAAAUUUGGCCUCUAUUCACAAUGAUCAAGUGCAAGCCUUCCUCACCUUCAAUCUAAAGGAUGUCUCCAGUGAAACUUGGAUUGGAUUAAAUGAUAUUAAUAAUGAGGGUAGUUAUCUGUGGACAGAUGGAAGCUCUUUUGACUAUUCACAUUGGGCAAGACAAUUCCCUUUUAGGGAUGAAUACAUUGAAGUUAACAGGAGGUAUACUACAAUACAGACUGACUGUAUUGCCAUGACGAAAAGAUCUGUAAAUGAAGCAAGGCGCUGGGAAAACACUGACUGUCAGCAUAAAAAAAGUUAUGUUUGCCAGAUGGACAGCAAGCCGGAACUCUUUCAUUCCACAACUGCUCCAGAUUUUGAUUUCGUCCAUUAUAGUAACAGCAGCUAUUUGAUCAUUCCUUCUAAAAUGAAUUGGGAAGAAGCAAGAAAAGCCUGCAAGGAGAAAUCUUCAGAUCUUGCCAGCAUUUUAGAUUAUUACAGUAAUAUAUUCCUGCUGCUGCAGGCAGUGCCAUAUGGAGGGCCCUUAUGGAUUGGGCUCAAAAGCAAUGUGGGUUAUGGAUAUUACAGAUGGACCGAUAAAAGGAAAAUUGAUUUUUCUAAUUGGCACUACAGAGAACCAAAAGAGAAAAUAGCCUGUGUCUACCUAGAUGUCCAUGGGACCUGGAAAACAGCACCUUGUAAUGAAAAACAUUUUCCUGUCUGCAAAAUGUCUGAGGGUAUACUUCCUUCUGAUCCCCCACAGGAUAUUGGAAAAUGUCCUGAAUCUGAUCACAUAGCUUGGAUUCCUUUUCGAAGCCACUGCUAUUAUUUCAAUGCCAAUGAAAUGAGCUGGGCUCAGUCUGUGACUCAAUGCAUUCAGUCAGGUGGCAUCUUGGCUUCUGUAGAAGACUUGGCUGAAUCAAACUUUCUAGCAGAACAAGCAGACUUAUACACAAGCAAGACAAGUGGCUUUUGGAUAGGAAUAUACAGAAAUGCAAAUGGGCAGCUGCUUUGGCAAGACAACAAUGCCUUUAACUUUGUCAACUGGGGUGAAGGAGAGCCCUCAGAGGAACAGCUUGAUUACUGCGUGCAACUGUCUGCCUCCUCUGGGUACUGGAUUGCCAUUCCUUGCUCUUCUGAAAAAGGGUUUAUUUGUAAGAAACCAAAGACUAUUCUUAAAGUAACUGCAAAUGUGAAAGAUGCCAAAAAAGACAAAGAACAUGGUCAGAGCACUGUUUGGAUACUUACUCUGGUCCUCAUCAUUUUAGUAGCGAUGGGCUUCAUGGCUUAUUUCUUACUCAAGAUCAAAAACCAAAGUGAGACUCAACGAGCAGUGAGGCAAUAUAGCACACUGCUAGAGCACAGCAGUGACCUACCUGGAGGGGACAAAGAUAAUGAUCCUGCCAGCAACAAAGAAAAAGAUGAACACAGCGUCAUCUAAUGUGAUUACAUAGCUAAGCUAUACGGUCAAGCUUAAAAAAUAAUUUAGCCAGAACAAAAGAAGUCAUAGUAAAUGUUACAUACACCAGCUUACAUUAUGAACUAAAGUAGCAAUUAUUCCUUUGGUAUGGAUUAAGAGCUAUUGCUCUAUGCUUUUCAAGACAUUUUCUCAGGACUAAGACUCAGAGUACUGUGUAAAAUCGCUAAUUAAACAAGCAUGACAAAUAGAAGGUCCAGUGUGAACCUGGAGUUAAAAGAUAUGGAUCAAUAACCUAGUGGGUUUUUUUGUUUGUUUGUUUUUGUUUUUUUUAAGAGAUCUGUGGCACCAUCACAUACAGAACCAAGUACAGAUAUACAUGGAGUGUUCGACACCACUCAGCCCCGAAGCCUGCCUUUUGAGAGUGCAUACUGCUACUCAAAUGAAAUGGUGUUUGGAAUAACCAGAGAUUUACAUGAAUUUCUUUCCUCCAUUAUCGCACCUUAAUUGCACUCUACACAAAUAAAAUUGCCAUAAUAUUGUAACUUGCCAUAUUGUCUUUCUUGUCAUAAUAUUGUAACUAUAAGUGAAAUCUUUGUCCUUCAUUCACGGAGUUUCAGAGCUUCAAUUUAGAUUAGCCAUAUUCUUUUACAAUGGAUAUUUUGCAUCAAUUAAAUAUUACAUUAUAUCAAUAAAGGAUCUAUAUCUUACAUAAUAAUACUUCAGUGCUGUUGAAUUAGCAUGCUAAUGCUAAACUAUGUUAUAUGGAUUGGUGACCAGAUGAGUCAUUUACAUUAUAAGAUUAUAAGGAAACACAGAAACAUGAACAAGGCAUAUGAAUAAAAAUAAAUAUAAAUAAACUAUAAAAUAAAGUGAAUGCCAAAUAAAGCUGGAAGAA